AUGCUCUCGCUCUUCAAGUUUGCUUCUCUGGCCGCCCUCCUAGGCUUAGCCGCAGCUCAACAACAGCCAUGCUACAACGCACAACCGUUCGUCAUCAUUUUGUGUCUGUACAAUUCCAUGACAGCCAUUGGCCCUGUUGUACAGUCUGCUAUUUUCCGGGCAGCGACACCAGUAAUGGCUGCGAUCCGCCAGGCCGACAAUUGGAUUGCCCCGGGGGCCUAUGAGCGCGGCAGUUAA
This is a messenger RNA of Pyrenophora tritici-repentis Pt-1C-BFP, 237 nucleotides long. Lineage: Eukaryota; Fungi; Ascomycota; Dothideomycetes; Pleosporales; Pleosporaceae. The record is from RefSeq and is a predicted model, not a curated record.